AUGAACAUUAAAGAUUGGCGGGAGAUGCGCGCUCCCCCGCCCCCGCGCACCCGCGACACCCCCGAACCCCUCAUUACUUAUACAAAAUACUUAAGACGCGCGUCGUCCCGCUCUCCGCGCGCUAAUAGCUCGCGCCCACUAUAUCGCCGUCCCGCUUCACCCGCCGUAAUUAAGCUCGCCUCGCCUCUGAAGCCCCGCCCCCUGUGCGGGGAAAGGGGCAACAGCGAGCGGGGGGCGCCGCGUCCAUUCGCGCAGUGUGCCGGCGACCGUUGA
Messenger RNA from Pieris macdunnoughi, 273 nucleotides. The record is from the annotation of a GenBank genome assembly. NCBI's taxonomy places the organism in Eukaryota, Metazoa, Arthropoda, Insecta, Lepidoptera, Pieridae.